Rhipicephalus sanguineus (brown dog tick) is the source of this 2029-nucleotide messenger RNA. RefSeq lists its product as uncharacterized. The transcript has 6 exons. Bases 115 to 501 code for a protein of 128 amino acids. Lineage: Eukaryota; Metazoa; Arthropoda; Arachnida; Ixodida; Ixodidae. The record is from RefSeq and is a predicted model, not a curated record.
GUUUCGUCGUCUCGAGCCAAAACAGAAGCCGACGCAAGCCGAGUCAAAAGAAGAAGCCGAUCCUCUCAGCAUGCGUCGAGGCGGCGAUUCUCAGCAGCGUCUCUGGCAACGGGAAUGAGUCGCGAAAAAAUCACGGCCGCGCAAGGAAGAAGCUUCUUAUCGUCCGGCGCCGUUAACGUCGUUGCAGCUGUCAUGGCGCGGCGGCAGCGCCAUCUGUGCCGAGGCGCAAAGCGACACGUCCGUAGAAAUCGAAACGGUCCCGCCCGAACCAACUGCACGCUCUUUGAAAGAGAAAAUCACGCCCGUGGAACACACUCCGUAUGGAGGAGCGUCGCCACCAUCGAGGGCUACGGAGAAGCCGAGACGAUGAGGUUUUUCAUCAUCGUCCUCAUCGUGGUCGCCUCCAUGAUCCUGGUGCUCUUGGCGCUCAUAUUGUUCGGAGUCAUGGAAGUCACCUACUAUGAAUACCCAUCCAAGACGCCGACGUCCAAAUCUCACUGACGUAUUGGCCAAGGACACCGAUGACGAGCCUUAUUUGUUAUAUAUUGAAGUAUAUCGCGCAACAGUACCUGUCCUCUUAGUGUUGAUUUCUGUGAAUAGUCUACCUAUAGUCACAACCAUCCUGCUGCAGAUUUAGUUCGUGCGUUUAGUCCAUGCGUUGUUAUUGCGUCGUACUUUCGCCGCCAACCUUCUCUGGGACAUCUGGUGGUCUUGGCCGCACAGCUCGAAGACCUGUCGCCAGACUCAAACUUAUGCGUGUCUUCCGUGGUACGUCGAGUCCGGCACAUCAGAUGGGCGAUGGCAGCAGUUUCCGGUUUAUCUCCGCUGAGCACCAGGUAGACGAACUAGAAUUACACGGGAAUGAAUCCUCAUGCAAAAUAGCCUGUUACACGUUUCUUUGUUUAAAUGUACAAAAUAUAUUCGGCGUUUCCGUACUGCAGCGUUCCGCAUGCCGUUCCAGUAAUUCCAUAUUUUGCCGUAAGAUUCUUACGUAAAUAUAUGGCAACCAUAUGGAAAACGUAUGGACUUGGAAACAUGUGGAAUUAUUUGAAUUACUUGCUCAACGUUUCAGUAUGGAUGUAGGGCGGAUGUGUCAAUCAGCGAUGAAUUGGUGGCAAGUGAACAAUCCUUUCGUGUUCACUGAUGGCUAUAGUUGUUGUUUAAACAUGAUGCAUAUCGUAGCAAGUUCCACAAGAGGCCUAGUUACGCUAUAUUGUGGCAACUGCGGAGUUGAUUGAGUUGGCCUUCCUUUUUCGUUUUCUUUCAAUAAACCUCCUCCCAGUUGCGAGCAAGCGCUUGCUAUGCGUCUAAUUUUAUCCAUGUUCUUUGAGCUGCUUCAUUCUUAAAUGGUACAUAUCCACAAGCACGCAAUAAGACAAGAACUGGAAAGUUGUAUAGAUUGCAUAACAUUUAACCCGCUUGAUUGAAGUUGAUUAAAGGUUGAUUAAAAUACUGAUCUACUAAAAUGUGUACCCCCUUCUUCCUUCUAUGUCACCUUACGCUUACUGCUCACUGAAAUCUUGUUCCAUUUGAUGAAAAGGACGGUGUACCUACAACACAUUGCACGCGAAAAUAACGGUGUAUGCGCCAAAUAUCGGUGGGCGAAGUUUUAGUUAAUAGACCGAAGAACCAAAUUAUUCUAAGAAUUAAAAUUCAAGAAAUAUACAAGUGAUAGUAUGUUUUGCAAAUAGGCAACCAAACUGACAGACAACUAUACAGUGAAGCAUCCAAGAACAAUUUAAAAUUUUUAAUGGGUAAUUUCACCACUAUAUCAACUCGUAACACUAGUUGGAAUACUAAUAAAUACGAAACUGCAAUGGUCUAAGUUUUGUUGUUGUGUCAAAACCAGCAAGGGCGUCUAGCACAUUUUAUGAUAAAAGGCCAAUCCCGAGCCUCCGGAACGAAGAACUAUUACUAAACUCAAGCUCAACCCAAGUUCACCGAGUGUAAAAGUAAGUAGGACUGCCAAAUUAGGGUGUAUAUUAUCGUAGUUUAUUUUCAGUGCAUCACGUUCGAAUAAAAUCUGACG